This is a messenger RNA of Pseudoliparis swirei, 1202 nucleotides long. Its product is annotated as annexin A2-like. Gene Ontology annotation, molecular function: calcium-dependent phospholipid binding; calcium ion binding; cytoskeletal protein binding. The coding region runs from base 68 to 1084 and encodes 338 amino acids. NCBI's taxonomy places the organism in Eukaryota, Metazoa, Chordata, Actinopteri, Perciformes, Liparidae. The transcript has 13 exons. The record is from RefSeq and is a predicted model, not a curated record. Gene Ontology annotation, cellular component: cytoplasm.
CUGGCCUGUCCUGGAUCAUAACGGAGCUGCUCGCUGCCUCCUUACUUCUUCUCAAGGUGGACUCAACAUGGCCAUGGUGUCUGAGUUUCUGGGCCAGCUGACGCUGUCGUACGGAGGGGAAGUGGAGCCUAAAUUCCCCACCGUGCUCCCGGUACGAGACUUCGACCCUGACAAAGACGCAGCCAGGAUCGAGACGGCCAUCAAGACUAAAGGAGUGGACGAACAGACCAUCAUCGACAUCCUGACCCGCCGCAAUGGGGAGCAGCGGAGAGAGAUCGCCUUCGAGUACGAACGGAUUGCAAAGAAGGAUCUGUCGGUGGCCCUGAAGGGGGCGCUGUCCGGCCCUCUUGAGGCUCUAGUGUUGGGUCUGAUGAAGAGCACCGCUCACUACGACGCCUCCGAGCUCAACGCAUCCAUCAAGGGAUUGGGGACGGACGAAGAAACCCUCAUCGAGAUCGUCUGUUCCAGAAAUAACAAAGAACUGGGGGAGAUCAAGAAGGUCUACAGGGAGAUGUUCAAGAAGGAGCUGGAGAAAGACGUCGCCGUAGACACAUCGGGAGACUUCGCGAAGCUGCUGCUGGCGCUGGUUCAGACCCAGAGGGACGAGGCCUCCAACGUGGUGGACUACGAGAAGAUUGACGAGGACGCCAGAGCUCUGUAUGAAGCCGGGGUGAAGAGGAAGGGCACCGACGUGGCCACCUGGAUCUCCAUCAUGGCCCAGAGGAGCGCCCCCCACCUGCAGAAAGUGUUCCAGCGCUACAAGAGCUACAGCCCCUACGACAUGAAGGAGAGCAUCCAGAAGGAGGUGAAGGGGGAUCUGGAGAAGUCCUUCCUCACUCUGGUGGAGUGCUUUGAGAACCGCCAGCUGUACUUCGCCAACAGACUCAAUGAAGCCAUGAAGGGCAAAGGAGCCAAGGAGAAGGUGGUGACCCGGAUCCUGGUCUCCCGCUGUGAAGUGGACCUCAUGAAGAUCAGAACCGAGUUCAGGAGGCAGCACAAGAGGUCUCUGUACCAGACCCUGUCUGAGCACACGAAGGGAGACUACCAGAACGCUCUGCUCAGCCUGUGUGGAGGGGACGACUGACGCUCUGGGGAACUCAGUUUCCCAGAAGGCCACUGGGUUUGUAAUAAGAUGACCUCAUCAUUUGAUCCUCUUGAUGUUUCCUCUCAAUAAACAAUAAAUAAAAAACGAAAAAAGUGUU